Molecule: messenger RNA, 2127 nt
Organism: Trypanosoma brucei brucei TREU927
Lineage: Eukaryota; Euglenozoa; Kinetoplastea; Trypanosomatida; Trypanosomatidae
Exons: 1
Coding region: 1-2127 (708 amino acids)
Molecular function (GO): protein binding
Source: RefSeq, a predicted model, not a curated record
AUGAAUGUCGAUGGUACUGUCCAACAAGCCCGUGUGGGUGUUGUUGUACACCGAGCGGAGUCUCUUGUUGGACUGAGCGCGAGUGGGACGUCGAAUCCCUUUGUUUCCGUUUCGGUUGGCGCGACAGUCCUCAGUACUCCUGUUGUGCAGAAUAGCACAAACCCCACAUUCGAGGCUGCUUUUAACUUCCCCGAAUGCCCUAUUCCAACUAUUCUGACACUUCGUGUAUUUCACAAGGAGGCCGGUGGGGUAGAGAGUCCACUCGGCAGUGCAACGCUUACGCUGUUUUCGCCGUCCGCGAUGACUCGCCGACAAGUACAACUGGGACAUGGUGGUAGCGUUGUUUUGUCUCAGAAGGCCCGUGACGGAUGCGGAUCGCUAGACAUUUCUUAUGAGGUAGUGGCGCCAACGUCCUAUAAAGCAACUGCAUCGGAACAACGAAAAUCUGUUGACGACGAUCUACCUUCGUUUUUGAGGGAUGACGCGGGGGCGGAAACCCUAACUUCAGCAUUUACGGCAUUCUCCCAACCUCCACCACCACCAGCUGCUGCAAUACCGAAACCACCAGAAUUUGGAGCUGUUCCUCCACCACCACCAGCUGCUGCAAUACCGAAACCACCAGAAUUUGGAGCUGUUCCACCACCACCACCAGCUGCUUCAAUACCGAAACCACCAGAAUUUGGAGCUGUUCCACCACCACCACCAGCUGCUUCAAUACCGAAACCACCAGAAUUUGGAGCUGUUCCACCACCACCACCAGCUGCUGCAAUACCGAAGCCACCAGAAUUUGGAGCUGUACCACCACCACCACCAGUUGCUGCAAUACCGAAGCCACCAGAAUUUGGAGCUGUUCCACCACCACCACCAGCUGCUUCAAUACCGAAACCACCAGAAUUUGGAGCUGUUCCACCACCACCACCAGCUGCUGCAAUACCGAAGCCACCAGAAUUUGGAGCUGUUCCACCACCACCACCACCAACUGCUGCAAUACCGAAGCCACCAGAAUUUGGAACUGUUGCCCCACCCGUCCCCGUCGUGGUACCCUCCACCUCUGGACAAUCAUUUAUUGCGAGUGCGGCUUUUGCAAAUGAGGACUCUUCUGAGACGUCACCACCACCUUCGUCUUCAACUAUGCCGGACACUGGGGGCACCUCUCACUCAUCUCACCGCGGUUAUUCAUCUGCAUCGUCCCCCAACAGCACCAAUCAUACGCAGCUGCAGAGGCAGCAAAUGGCAUCGGCAUCGUCAACGGGAGCGACAUCGACAUCUCUUCAUACUUCAUCGAAUCAUUCAAGCACCGCACCCCCGCCACCACUUCAGGCACAAAAGGAACCGCCACUUCAUGGAGUAGAUAAGACUUCGCGGGCUCCUUCGGGGUCAGCUUCCGUUGAACCAACCGCAAAGGAUAGUGAUAAAUCGCAGAAGAAAGUAAGAAUAGCCACGAAUGCGAAGGACCGCCCAACUAGUGCUGGAACCGCUGCAAACACGAAACCACCACUGCGGCAACCUUCAGAAUCAGGAAGGGGGAGAUCGUGUUCGUCUGUGAGUCCAACCCGCGAAGCACGACGGACUUCGUCGGCACAGGGAGGUCGCUCCUCUCCCUACGUCCAUGGACCCGUUGUGAAAAAAGUGAACAACUUCACGGCACAGGGGACGACACUGCUUUCUGCAGCACGGCGUUCUGCCAACUUUCAGGUUCCUACGAUUUAUCAGUACCCUGAAGAGUUGCUUGCAGCCGCCUCUCAAGGUGAUGUUGCGGUGUUUCAGAGACUACGAGAGGAGGACCCACAACUCUCACGUGGUUUUGAGAAAGUGCGUGACUAUUCAGGUCGGACCAUCCUGCAUAUUGCUGCAUGGUAUGGACACGUGCAGGUGCUGAAGAUAUUGCUGCAACCCACUCCGGUGGCUCCGCUUCUUGAGUUACGUGCCCUUCGGUCGGUGAAUGGAAACACAAUCCUCCACAGCGCAGCUCAGGGAGGGAGAGUGGAUGCAGUGCAGUGGCUUCGGUUUAGUACCGCCGCAGCGUCCCUCAUUGGACAGAGAAAUGCGCGCGGUAUCACGGCAACUGAGUGUGCUAGGGAAGCGGGCUUCUCGAAUGUGGCUUUGAUGUUGGCUGAAACAAUGUAA